UACAGAACAAACCCAGAGACAGAGAGAAAGAUCGAGAGAGAAAACUAAACAGAGAAAUAAAGACAGCGCACUAGUGGCACUGACCGGGGAAGGCGGAUGCGCUCGGCUGAGCCAGGUUCAAGAUGCGGAUGCGGGCUGGAUGCUGGAGAGCCGGGCGACUGCUGCUGAUGCUGCUCCUGUUGGGCUUUGAUAGGUCCGGGGCCAUUGGCCCUAAGGAUGGUUGGCAAGUAUACAGCUCCGCGCAAGAUCCUGACGGCCGGUGCAUUUGUACAGUUGUGGCUCCAGGGCAGAAUCUGUGCUCAAGGGAUGCUCGAAGCAGGCAACUCCGCCAGCUACUGGAGAAGGUGCAGAAUAUGUCUCAGUCUAUUGAGGUCUUGAAUCUGAGGACUCAAAGGGACUUUCAGUACGUGUUAAAAAUGGAAACACAAAUGAAAGGACUGAAGGGAAAAUUUCGGCAGAUUGAAGAUGACCGGAAGACACUCCUAACAAAACAUUUCCAGGAGCUGAAAGAAAAGAUGGAAGAAUUGCUGCCAUUGAUCCCUGUUCUGGAGCAAUAUAAAAUGGACAGCAAGCUGAUCAAUCAGUUCAAAGAUGAGGUGAGGAAUUUGUCUAUAGUGCUGACUGCGAUCCAGCAGGACAUUGGAGCUUAUGACUAUGAGGAGCUUCAGCACAGAGUUCUCAACUUGGAAAGUCGACUGCAUGACUGCAUGAAGAAACUAUCAUGUGGCAAGUUGAUGAAAAUCAGCCUCCCCAUGACAAUCAAAACCUCGGGAACCAGAUUCGGAGCAUGGAUGAUGGACCCCUUGGCAGCAGAGAAAGAAAAUAAGGUGUGGUACAUGGAUGGAUACACAAGUAGUAAAGUGGUUCGUGAAUACAAGUCUAUGACAGCCUUUGUGAGUGGAGAGGAUUACAGGCUCUACCGUCUGCCCUAUCCCUGGGCAGGAACCAAUCACCUGGUCUAUAAUGGCUCUCUCUAUUUUAACAAGUACCAGAGCAAUACCCUGAUAAAGUAUAACUUUGAGACAGGCUCAGUGUUGGCCCAGCGCAGCCUGGAGUAUGCUGGAUUCAAUAACAUCUAUCCCUACACCUGGGGUGGUUUCUCUGACAUUGACCUCAUGGCUGAUGAGGGUGGAAUCUGGGCUGUCUAUGCCACCAAUCAGAAUGCAGGAAAUAUUGUCAUCAGCCAGCUGGAUGAGCAGACCCUGGAGGUGCGGAAAAGCUGGGACACAGUCUAUCCUAAGAGGAGUGCUGGUGAGGCCUUCAUGAUCUGUGGCACGUUGUAUGUCACCAACUCCCACCUGACAGGAGCCAAGGUCUACUUUGCGUACUCCACCAAGACUUCAAGUUAUGAGUACACAGACAUCCCAUUUCAUAAUCAGUACUUUCACAUUUCCAUGCUGGAUUACAAUGCCAGAGACCGAAUGCUGUAUGCCUGGAACAAUGGCCAUCAAGUUUUAUUCAAUGUCACUUUGUUCCAUGUUAUUCAAACCCAGGAGGAUCCAGAAACUCCUGGACAGCAGUAGAUUUGGACAACCUAUUCAUUCACUGGCAAUCUUCCCUGAAGUGGCAAGAUUUUCUAAACUUUCUUUUCUCCAUAUGUGAGCAUCUAGUCAAAGAAAUGCAGGUCAACAGCUCAAGGUUUGAGAUUAUGUCUCUAUGUAACAUGGUGUGAUCAAUUUUUGUCUCAACGUGAGAUGAUGUCUGUUCAUUUGCCUUAUUCAUCAAAACCAGAGGCUUCAGGAAACUGACUUGCAUGAAUUUGUAAUCUUCUGUUCUUUCAUUUUUUAAGAAAUGUUUUCUUAUAUAAACCAACUUUUGUAUAACUUUAUAACCACAGUAACAACAGUCAUGUGAGGAUUGGAUUUCUGAUUUAAAUUGAUAUUAUGACUAGACUUUAUUCUCCUUGCUUUUUGCUGGGACAGCAGUUUAGGACUGUACUCAAUGCAACCUGUACAUUUCUAGCCUAAUUCUAUCAUCGUCAGAUCCACACCCCCCACCAACCCAACCUCCACUCCCGGCACCUUCCCCUGCAACUGCAGGAGGUGUAAGAC
Molecule: messenger RNA, 2051 nt
Organism: Chiloscyllium plagiosum (whitespotted bambooshark)
Lineage: Eukaryota; Metazoa; Chordata; Chondrichthyes; Orectolobiformes; Hemiscylliidae
Gene: olfm3a
Product: olfactomedin 3a
Biological process (GO): signal transduction
Source: RefSeq, a predicted model, not a curated record